This is a messenger RNA of Homarus americanus (American lobster), 1430 nucleotides long. RefSeq names its product quinone oxidoreductase-like. The transcript is spliced from 9 exons. The record is from RefSeq and is a predicted model, not a curated record. Lineage: Eukaryota; Metazoa; Arthropoda; Malacostraca; Decapoda; Nephropidae. Gene Ontology annotation, cellular component: cytosol. Gene Ontology annotation, molecular function: mRNA 3'-UTR binding; quinone reductase (NADPH) activity; NADPH binding. The coding region runs from base 97 to 1089 and encodes 330 amino acids.
GACUUGCCGCCUGCGUAAAUAAUGGCGCUAGUGCCAUAAGGACCUUUAAACACAGUACACAAUUCUCUUAUCUUCACCGUCCAUAAGUCACCUCAGAUGACCAGUGUAGGACGCAGCAUCAUGCGAGCAGUUCUUGUACGUCAGUUUGGUGGGGUGGAGCAGAUGAAAGUGGAGAAUGAUGUACCAAUUCCCUCUGUCGGUGAUAAGCAGGUACUAAUCAGGGUUUUCAUAUCUGGAGUGAACCCAGUCGACACAUAUAUCCGAGAGGGUGUAUUUGUGGUGCGGCCUGACCUGCCAUAUACCCCAGGGUAUGACGGUGCAGGGGUGGUGGAGGCCGUAGGGAAACGUGUUACUCAGUUCAAGCCGGGAGAUCGCGUCUUCACCUCUCAUGGUACUCAGAUCGGAACUCUGGCCGAAUUCACGUGUGCAGACGAAACCCGUGUCUUCCCUCUCGAUGACAAGCUAACUUUUACCCAGGGUGCGGGCAUAGGCAUUCCUUACUUCACAGCUUACCGCGCCUUGUUCCAGAAAGCCCACGCCAAGAAGGGAGAGCGAGUACUGAUCCACGGGGCAAGCGGUGCUGUUGGUCUGGCAGCGGUGCAGAUCGGUAAAGCACAUGGUUUAUGCAUCGUUGGAACGGCUGGCACCAAAGAAGGCUUGGAGCUCGUCAAGAACAUGGGUGCUGAUGCUGUCUUUAACCAUCGAGAAAAACAGUACAUGGCCCAGCUCGAACAGGGGGAGAAAUUUGACGUCAUUCUUGAAAUGUUAGCUAACGUUAAUCUGGGAAAGGACCUGACUCUGAUGAGCCCUCGAGGAAGGACUAUUGUGAUUGGCUCACGAGGAACUGUGACCAUCGACCCACGCCUUCUCAUGGGACUCGAAAGUUCUGUAAUGGGUGUUGCCCUCUUAACUGCCACGCCCGAUGAAUGGAAAGACCUGACUGCUGGUGUGGUGGAAGGCAUCAAGGCUGGCUGGGUGAAACCUAUAGUAGACAAGGUGUAUACUUUAGAGGAGGCCGGCAAUGCUCACCAUGAUAUCAUCAACUCCAAAGGUGCCAAGGGGAACCUGGUAGUUAAGGUGCAAGAUUAACCCACAGAUGUUACAGGUGCAAGAUUAACCCAAAGAUGUUACAGGUGCAAGAUUAACCCACAGAUGUUAAAGGUGCAAGAUUAACCCAACGAUGUUACAGGUGCAAGAUUAACCCACAGAUGUUACAGGUGCAAGAUUAACCCACAGAUGUUACAGGUGCAAGAUUAACCCACAGAUGUUACAGGUGCAAGAUUAACCCACAGAUGUUACAGGUGCAAGGUUUAACUACAGUUGCUACAAGAUGAACCAUAGUUGCCUGGUCAAAAUUUUCUGCUCAAAUGAGGGAGUUUUAUGGCUCAUCGGAUGUAGUUACAGCUGGUUGGUUAUAAAUAAGUCUUCCA